UGUGUAAAAUGUGUUAACUGACUGACUUUAUAUGCUAGGUGAUAAGGUGACUGCAUUUACAGGAGAAAGAACUUAACAUUUUCUUCUUAAAUAUGUUGAGAAUUAGAUGACAAAUUAGCAUGUUUUAUUUAGAUUUUUCUGAAUCAUUUGGAUAUUAUUUGGAUAUUUUAGGGUCUAUUUUCUAUUCUACAAUCUUUCGCUUAGUCAUGUCCUGUGUUGUCUUUGACUACCUUUGGAUUUCCUGCUGACAAAACUCUAAAACCAGCUAGACCAGUUGAACUAUGAGAACGUGCCCAGGACAUUUCUGGGAAAGAUUAAUAGCUGUCAAUUAAUUAACAGUGGCCAAGUUUGAAACAUAGAAUGUUGACAACGAUGAAAUCUAGACAAAUAUCUUACAGGCAAUAGUGACAGAAUCUACAUAAUUUUGUUUCUGCUCAUACCAGUCAUCCCCAUGGAAUCAUUGAUCUAACCUUUCAUCUCUCACCACCUGCCCUCGUUCUAUAUAUAUUGCAUUCCAUUUGCCCCUAUAUAAUCAUUGUUGAUCCUGAAUUAAAUUGUUGACAGUGGCAUCAGCCUGUAGUCUACAUCUAUUGACCAUCAGUCAUCAACUGCAUUAGAAUCGGCUCUGUGUACCCUGGUCACCAGAUGCAGCUGGACAGUAUCAGACUACCAUUAUAAUCUUAUAUUUCCUUCAAGAUUUGCAAAUUUUAAAACAAUGUUCUAUAUAAGCACUUGUCUCAGGACUGGGAAGGUUGCUUAAGAUUCAGCAUAUGCUGAGCUAUGCCAGGCCCAGGCCCUGAACUUGAGUUCUAUAAUGGCGAGCAUUCAGAUUGGCUAUGGUGUUGGGUACGGUUUCAGUGGUUUCAGUGGACCCGGAGGAUUGGCAUUGUGAUCCCAGCAAGGGCUCCUGAGAAGAGCUGAGCUAAAUCUCAGGCACCACUCUGAUAGUCUCUGAGCACCUCUGGCUUGCACUGAACCAUGCUCGGUUGGGGGUGGCCUCUUAAAAGUUCAGGUCAGCAUAAAAACUGAGCAAAAUAUUUCUGCAUGGCAAAGCCUGGCAAGCUACUCAUGGCAUAUUCGAUAUGCCAAAAACAGUAAUAAGUCUCACAAUGGAGACAUUACUGGUCCCCGCUCUAGCAAAUCAAUGAACAAAGGUAAGACAGUGCUACAGUGCAGUGCUUUUGACUUAUUUACAUUUAUAAUAUCGCAAUGAUUUCUGACAUUGAUUAUUUUGAUACUUUUUUCUUUCAAAAUUCACUGAAGUAACAUUUGUAGAUCUAGGUUUCACAUAUAGUAUUAUAAUUUGACAUCUAAUAUGCUGCUUGAUUUUAGCCAGCCAAAGGCUAAUUUCCUCUUAACAUCUUUCAAUCUUAAAAAUUGCAUAAACCAGGGAGCCACAUACAGAUUGUACUCAAAGAAUAUUUUUUGAAUAUAUUAUCAAUGGGCUGGAGCAAUAGCAAUAAACGGGUAGGAUGUUUGCCUUGCACAAGAUUGACCUGGGUUCAAUUCCUCCACCUCUCUCAGAGAGCCCAGCAAGCUACCAAGAGUAUCCCAGCCACAUGGCAAAAGUCUGGCAAGCUACCCAUGACGAAUUCGAUAUGCCUUCUAAACUCAGGUCGGCCAUGUCGGCCGCAUGCAAGACAAACGCCCUACCCGCUGUGCUAUCACUAUGCACAUUAACAUUUAGUAUAAUAUACAUCUAUACUAGAAUGAAUUAAAUUAUAAUUACACAAAGAACAUAGAAAAUCAAGCUAUAUAGAGAUUCUGUAAAAUGACAAUAUUCUUCAAAAAUUGAUACAGAAAAGCAAAGACAAAUUUUUUGAAAGGUGAAAAAAUUAGUUUAAGGAAAUUACAUGAAUGCUUAUCAAGAUAUAUUGGCAAAUUAUAUAAAUGCAGAAAAAUAUUGAAAGUGAAUUUAUACAGAGAAAAUUUAAGAAAUUACAGAGUUAAACUAUUUUGCAAAUGGUUAUAUGUAAAUCACUAGAAGCACUUAGCGUAUAUUUAUCAUGCAAAUCCAGUAUCUGUCUGUGAAACAACUAGCCGUUAACAGACCAAUAUCACCGAGGUAAGGACAUUCUUCUUUCAUGUCAGGUCUGCAAUAAAAAGAUUAAACACCUGUAAGAGACUUAUGACUUGUCCAAUGGCAGCUUUUCAAAAAGACAUGUUUUUUGUCUUGCUUCUUGAACAACUGUGUUUUGUUAUAAUACUUUUUUCUUAGGGUCUUUAUUGACUACACACUUCCUCUCUUUCUCUUUCCUCACAUCCUUCUAAACAAGUUUAAUUCAAUAAAAACUAUCAUACAGAGAGAGAAAGAGAGAGAGAGACAGAGACAGAGAUAGACAGAGAAAGACAGAGAGAGUCAGAGUCAGAGCGAGACAGAGAAAAGAAAAUGAUUCAAAAUUAGACCAUACAGAGUUCUCUUUCAAGAAUUUGUUGAACUGAUCUCAAAUUAGUCCCCUAUAUUCACUGGGAAGACAAAUUCAUAUAAAGCAAUGAUUUGUUUUGUUAUUUUUUGUUUGUUUAGGGGCCAUGUUGGAUGGUGGUCAGAAUUUACUCCUGGCUCUGUGCUCCAGGAUCACUACUGGUAGAACACAGGAGCCUCACCACCUGUGAUUUUGGAGAUCAAAUCUGAGUCUGCUAUGUGCAAGGAACACGAGAGCCUCAAACCAAUCGUUCAGGAUCUUGAUGAAGAAGUCUGACCAUCUGUGAUUUCAUUCCCAUCGUUUGGAUCACCUUUCAUCAUGCUAUGAAUCACCAUUCAUCAUGGUAUGAAUCACCAUUCAUCAUGGUAUGAAUCACCAUUCAUCAUGGAUGACCAUUUGGAUCACCAUUCAUCAUGGAGUUAAUAUAGCCAACAAAAUGGAAAAUGAAGAUGGUUAUAUGACAUUGGCACGCAGGAUUCAUUUCAAAUCUGAGCAGACAUCUAAAGAUUUCUCCUGGUGGCUGCGGUGUUAUGGUCUUGUGCUCUUAUUCGGAUGUCUUGGGAUCCUUUUCUUCAUGAUGGUGAUUGUUGGCCUACAUUUUCGAAGUUUAUCAAAUUUUUCCUUUGCAACAACUAAGGAUAAAAAUAUGAAUUUACACCAGACUAUGAAUAUCAGUAGUCUAAGAGAAAAAACAUUGGCAUGCCCAAAUGAAUGGUUAUUGAGUCAAGGGAAAUGUUACAGGUUUUCAACUUCUCCAAAAACCUGGAAGAAGAGUCAACACGAUUGUUUAAAUCUUCAGUCACAUUUGCUGGUGAUUCAAACGAGGAAGGAGCUGGAAUUCAUACAGAAGAAUUUGAAACCUGGACAUCCUGGUUGGAUUGGACUGCAUGUUAGUGAGGUCCAAGGAAACCAAUGGAUGUGGGUAGAUGAGCAACCUUUGGUGGAGCAAAACAGCUUUCCAAUAGUUGGACCAAGGGAAAACAUGAACUGUGCCGUCGUAACAGGAAGCAGUAUAUAUUUUGAAGACUGUAACUCCAAGUUCUUUGGCAUUUGCCAGAGAAAAGCUGUUUAAACAUCAAAAACAAAUGUGUUCAUUUAAAGUAUGAAUGUCAAGAGUUCUUAUCUUUCUUUAGAUUGUAAAUAUUUUCCUUUUUACUACAAAUAAAAAUGCUUAGCAUUGCA
Sorex fumeus (smoky shrew) is the source of this 3605-nucleotide messenger RNA. RefSeq names its product killer cell lectin like receptor F2 (gene KLRF2). NCBI's taxonomy places the organism in Eukaryota, Metazoa, Chordata, Mammalia, Eulipotyphla, Soricidae. The record is from RefSeq and is a predicted model, not a curated record. The transcript has 9 exons. Bases 2791 to 3495 code for a protein of 234 amino acids.